This is a messenger RNA of Ornithorhynchus anatinus (platypus), 2072 nucleotides long. RefSeq names its product NADH-cytochrome b5 reductase 1. The transcript has 9 exons. Gene Ontology annotation, cellular component: mitochondrion. The record is from RefSeq and is a predicted model, not a curated record. NCBI's taxonomy places the organism in Eukaryota, Metazoa, Chordata, Mammalia, Monotremata, Ornithorhynchidae. Gene Ontology annotation, molecular function: oxidoreductase activity; FAD binding. Bases 95 to 1012 code for a protein of 305 amino acids.
CCCGCGGUCGCCCGCCUCGGCCCGGGCGGCUCAUUGUGGGCGGGGACCGGGGGCGGCGGCGGCGACGACGACCUCGUUGUCCCGGGAGCUGACGAUGGGCAUCCAGCCGAGCACCGCCCUGUUGGCCUCCCUGGGCGUCGGGCUCCUCUCCCUGCUGGGCCUGGCCCUGGGCUCCUACUUGUUGCGGAGGACCAAGCGGGCCCCGGUCACGCUGCUGGACCCCAACGAGAAAUACCUCCUCCGGCUGCUGGACAGAACGACCGUGAGCCACAACACCAAAAGAUUCCGCUUCGCUCUGCCGUCUGCUCGCCACGUCCUGGGACUGCCCGUGGGGAAACACGUCUACCUGUCCGCCCGUAUCGACGGCAACCUGGUCGUCCGGCCGUACACGCCUGUCACCGGUGACGAAAACCGGGGCUACGUGGAUCUCGUCAUUAAGGUCUACCUGAGGGGCGUGCACCCCAAGUUCCCUGAUGGGGGAAAGAUGUCUCAGUAUCUCGACGGCCUGAAGAUCGGUGACGUGGUGGAGUUCCGGGGGCCGAGCGGCAUGCUCACAUACGUUGGAAAAGGAAAGUUUGACAUCCAUCCCAACAAGAAGUCCCCAGCAGAACCCAGAACGGCCAAGAAGUUGGGAAUGAUUGCCGGAGGGACGGGGAUCACCCCGAUGCUGCAACUCAUCCGGGCCAUCUUGAAGGAUCCUGAAGAUACGACCCAGUGCAGCCUGCUCUUUGCCAACCAGACAGAGAAGGAUAUCAUCCUGCGGGAAGACUUGGAAGAGCUGCAGGCCCAGCACCCCGAGCGCUUUAAGCUUUGGUUCACUCUGGAUCAGCCCCCAAAAGGUUGGAGCUACGGCCGGGGUUUUGUCACUGCCGAUAUGAUCCGGGAGCAUCUGCCCGCCCCUGGAGAGGAUGUGCUACUGUUGCUGUGCGGCCCACCUCCAAUGGUGCAGCUGGCCUGCCACCCCAACCUGGACAAGCUUGGCUAUCCCCAGAAAAUGCGCUUCACUUACUAACCGCCCUCGUCACCACCCCGUACCGGUGACCCUUUGCUAUACACCCUGGGAGAAGAGAGCCAGCCCAAUCCGGACUGAAUCAUGGGCAGAUGUUUUCCCCCGCGUCCCUAAAGGCAUCCGGGAAGGAAAAACUUGAGGCGUACCUCCUCUCCUUUGGCGUGAGGUUGUUCGCGGGAGGGGUGGGGACAGGGACAGACAAACACCCCAGGAACUCCAGGCUCUUCUGACAGAAAAGGAACUGCUGCUGGGGCGACUGAGUCGGGAGUCUGAAAGUCUCCAAGGUGAAGUCAGUUAAUCAAUCGAUCAGUCGUACUUAUUGAGUGCUUACCGUGUGCAGAGCACUGUACUAAGUGCUUGGGAGAGUUCGUUAAAACAGAGUCGACAGGCGUGUUCUCUACCCACGAGGAGCUUACGGUCUAGAGGGGGAGGUGGAAAUUAAAAUAGGGAUACGUACCUAAGUACUGUGGGGCUGAGUACGGGAGGGUGAAUAAAGGGUACAAAUCUACGUGCAGGGGCGACGCGGAAGGGAGAGGUAGUAGGGAAAUGAGGCUUAGCCGGGAAAGCCUCUGGGAGGAGAUGUGAUUUCAGUAGAGCUUUGAAGGAGGGGACAGCGAUGACCCCGGGGUUCGGGAAGCAAAUACUCCUGGCCAUAUGCCAACUUGCCAUUGAGACCUUCUUCCCCCUCAAGGAUAUUUAGGAAAGGAUAAUUGAGGGAAGGCCGAAGACAAGGUAGGGACACUGCACUUCACUGUCAUUGCUUUAGAAUUUGGGUGGAGGCAAAAAGCAGAGAGGUAAAUGAGGCUACGGCUCUCUUCGAUCCCACUCCUCUUCUUGCCCAACUCUUAGAGGAAAAGGAGUCUGGGGGCAGGGGGGAAGUAUGUGUAUGUGUGUCUGAGUAUGCGUGUGUUUGUUUCUCUAUUAUUCACAUCACUCCGGUACCCUUGCCCCCGGCCAGCGGGGAAAAGUCCCACACUAUCAUUUUCAUCCUCCAGCACUUCCAUGGACAUGUAAGGAGUCUCUGGCUAAAGAAAUAAAUGGGGUCCAUUUCCCCUAAAUGUCA